GUUCCAUGCAGAAUGGAAAAUGAAGAUACUGAGGAACAAAGAGGUCGGUGUCUAUUUUUUCAUCUUUAUUAUUGACAGCUGAGGAAUAAUACAGCUUUCAUUGAUGAAUUAGUGGCUGUAGUUAAAUCAUAAAGACAGAAAAUUAGCAUUGAGGAAACACAGGGAUGAAUGCACUAAAAUACGUUCUAUAUCCAAAAUCUUUAAUAAAUUCAAUAGAAAUAUAUUUAAAUACAUGGCAAACUUCCAGUGCACUGAAUGAUCGUGUUUCUUGAGAAUUAAACUAUGACAUUGGCUUUGCAUUUGCAAUGCUCUAAAAUAGUAAAGCUAUAAAACCAGGAAUUGACAUAAGAAUGACAGAAUUAACUUUUAGCACAUGAAUGAUUACACAAAGUAGAAACAUGACAUGCUUUUUAAUUAUUGUACAACUGUAAUGCUGGAACAUUUUUAACAAAUUACUUUGUUUAUUUCAGAUAUGAUGGAGGUGAAUAAUGCUGAUGGGAAACAGUGGUAUGUAAAAACAAACCAGAAUAUUUCACAAAUAGAAACUCUGAGAACAGGAGGCAAAAGCGUGGAAAGAAUCUCCCAAAACAUGGACGCCUUGUGGAUCAAAAAGAGGUCACACUGAAGAGAAACCAUUCACGUGUCGUCUGUGUGGAAAGAGUUUCAGACUUAAAUCUAGUCUUCAGGUACACAUGAGAAUUCACACCGGAGAGAAACCGUUCACAUGUCGUCUGUGUGGAAAGAGUUUUAGCUGUCGCAGUCAACUUAACAGACACAUGAACAUUCAUGAGAAUUUCCCAAAAGAUGGAAACCUUUUGGAAAACAAAAAUCAUACUCAGAGUGGAGAGAAGAUUUUUGCAUGUCAUCAGUGUGAAAAGACUUAUGGAACAAAACAGCUGCUUGUACGGCACAUGAAAUCUCACGCUGAGGACAAGCCUUUCAAAUGUCACGUGUGCGGGAAGAGUUACGGAAUAAAAAACCAAUAUGAACACCACAUGAAAACUCACACUGGGGAGAAGCCUUUCACAUGUCACUUGUGUGGGAUGAGUUUUGUCUACAAAUCGGUCCUGAUAAAGCACAUGAAUGUUCACGAUGAAGAGAAACCAUUUCCAUGCCAUCAGUGUGAAAGAAGCUUCUCAGAUGCAAGUAAACUUAAGGUUCACGUAAGAAUUCACACUGGAGAGAAACCAUUCAAGUGCCAUGAGUGUGAAAAGAGUUUCAGAAGUAAAGCUGUCCUUAAGACACACAUGAGAACUCACACUGGAGAGAAACCUUACACAUGUCAUCUGUGUGAAAAGAGUUUUGCAGGAACAGCUCCACUUCAGACACACAUUAGGACUCACACUGGAGAGAGACCUUUGUGUGUCACGAGUGUGGAAAGAGUUUCACAUAUAAAGGUGCCCUUCAGGUACACAUGAGAAUUCACACCGGAGAGAAACCUUACACAUGUGAUCAGUGUGGAAAGAGUUUUACAAAUACAAGUAACCUCAAGAGACACUUGAAAAUUCACACCGGAGAGAACCGGAGCUCAAACUCUGAAGAAGAGCCACUUAAUUGAUCAAUGGAGUAAAAAGUUUAUUUCAUCAUCACGUCUCAAGACUCAGCGGAGUAAACAUGCAAACUGUUUGUGGAAAGAGUUUUUCAGAGACGAUCUGUUUGUGUUUUGGGUGUGGUAAAACACCCCUCCUUUGGUGAAAAUCAUUAAUGUGGUGCUUAUGUGUAGUGUGUCAAUAUGCUGCAAGACAAACCAAGUGCAAAUUCAUCAGUCAACAUCAUUGCUGAGCAUUUUCUCAAUAAAACUGCAGUUUACUAAAGACUGUCUCCAUGUCUGCCUGGUUUCUAUGUCACAAACCGCACACAGUUGACAGUCAUGGGAUCAGGUGGUUUGAGCUGGUGUGAAUACGGAGCAGAAGACUAAUUUGCAUAUUCAUGGGAAGCACUUUCUUUUAAAGAGACACCUGUCUUUCUUUUUCCUUUGUCCUCUUUCUUUUUUAAAAGUCAACCAUUACAAACUCCGCUUUAUAAAAAGAAAGCAAAUGACUUGAUUGUUUGAGAUAAUGAAUGAGUUUAUUAUAAUUUCAUUAUGAUUUAUCAUUUUAAUAUCUGCUAUGACCCAUCUGAAGAUGUCAAUGUUAUGUUUAGACAGAAUGUACAUUAUGUGGGAUGAUUUCAUGUAGAAAACAUUAAAUACCGAAAAAUGACUGAGUUUUCACAGCAGGGUCACAAAUAAUAAACCGAACUUUAUCUUAAACAGCCCCUCCUAACUUUACUUUUAUAAGUGUCUGCAGAGCUGUUAGGAGUGUAGCUGCUCUAUUUAAAGAUGUCUAUCAAUGCAAGCAAGUGUCAUUUCAUUUGGUCGGUACUUGUCUUUUGAAUAUCUAGGUAUUGUGCUGAAAGGUGCUCCACGCAUUCUGUUUAUCAGUAUUUACAGGCCUCCAAAAUACUCUCCAGCCUUUGUUGAAGAGUUUACAGAGCUGUUAUCAAUGAUUUCCUCUGUUGGCUGUUUCCAGUUUGA
Onychostoma macrolepis is the source of this 2515-nucleotide messenger RNA. Its product is annotated as zinc finger protein OZF-like. Lineage: Eukaryota; Metazoa; Chordata; Actinopteri; Cypriniformes; Cyprinidae. The transcript has a single exon. The record is from RefSeq and is a predicted model, not a curated record. The coding region runs from base 693 to 1418 and encodes 241 amino acids. Gene Ontology annotation, molecular function: DNA-binding transcription factor activity, RNA polymerase II-specific; RNA polymerase II cis-regulatory region sequence-specific DNA binding. Gene Ontology annotation, biological process: regulation of DNA-templated transcription.